Messenger RNA from Seminavis robusta, 1038 nucleotides. The record is from the annotation of a GenBank genome assembly. Lineage: Eukaryota; Bacillariophyta; Bacillariophyceae; Naviculales; Naviculaceae.
AUGGACAGCUUCUGGAACAACAACAACCUUUUGCCAGGAAUGGACGUAGUGGUGUCACACUGCCCCAAGGAAACCUGGCCCAUUGCGGCAGGGGUUGUUUCCUUUGGAUCAACGCUGGCAGUUUCCACGUGGACGCAACUCGCUCUGUUGGGGGUUUCGACAGGCACUCGACCCCGCAUCAUUCCUUCUUCUCUCGGAGCAGCGUCCGUUUGCUUGGCGUCAAUUGCGAGUCAUCACAUGGCCAUUGUAGCACACGGUCAAAUGGAAACUUAUAAAAAGCGUCGGAGGAUUUCUACGGUGCCUUCCAUUAUGAAUCACUUGCCCGAUGGACCAAGACAAAGAUUGGAAGAAGCGUCAUCUGGUUGGAACCAGUCUUACAAAAGUUUGUCCAAAGGAGAAUGCAUUGAUUUCUUUGGUUUUGUUCGAGUUCCAAUGCACACUGUGCGAGUCUGCAUUCUUGGACUCCUAGCGUUCAAGUUGUUGGGCGGUAGAUUCUGGGCCAUUGCCCCCUCCUCCUACACGAACCUUGGAAGCUUUGCAAGACGCGGGAUACCCGCCACCGAAAAAUAUGCCAAUGUGGCACAAAAGGCCACCUUGCAACGCUGGGGGAAACAAUGGGGCUGUCAUACCUGUGGUACCAGAAUGGGUCGAUCCAAGUUUGUAGGGGAUCACAUGCCACCAAAAUCAGUCGCAGAGGAAUGGAAUGCACGGUGGCACAAUCGCAUGCUUGGACGGCGAGUUGGCUUUCGCUUUUUCCCUCAAUGCGAGCCUUGCAGUCGCAAACAGGGCAGUCUCUUGUCCAAGGCCGUGCAACAACAGCAAGGUGGAUUGGCCAAGGCCGGGGGAGGCAGGUUGGCGUACAACCACUCCUUACGACCACGAUGGAAUCAUCUUGGUGGAGGCGUUGUGGCGGGCGUCACGGUCGUUGGAGCAUCUGACCAGGACAUCCAAACGGGAAAUACACCACGGUUUCGGGACAUGGAAGACAAAGCUAGGUAUUUGUUGUAUCGAAUGUGUUGGCUCAUCAAUCACAAGUAG